GAGGAGCGGAAGUUGAGGAAGUCGUGUAAUAGAUCGGGGAAUGAAGAGACUGUGUUUGUUCCAACGGUGCGCCGCUCCAGAGUUCAGGAAGCGUCAAUAAAACCAUCCUGAUACUAAACACACGCACUCACUGGCGCGCACUUAUCAGGACUGUGACUCAAGACUGGAUCAGGACACUUUUGCAUUAUGCAUUCGGACUGCAGGCUGCUGGGAUGGACGCGUCGGUAAUGGUAGGCAGAGGGACCGGGGGGGCUGCGGUCUUCAUCCUGAUCGUCUUCAUUUUACUCCUCGGUGCCAGAAGCUCGCGGGCGCAGAAGGGGGACGGCUGUGGACACACAGUGCUGGGUGUGGGCAGUGGGAGCCUGGCAUCUCUGGGGUACCCUCUGUCCUAUCCCUCAAACUCUGUGUGUGAAUGGGAGAUCAGCGUGACCACCGGACACACAAUCCUUGUGCGCAUUGCGGCUCUUGACAUAGACACAAACAACUGCCAAGUUUCUUACCUGCGACUCUAUAAUGGCCACGGACCGGGGCGAACGGAAAUUGUGAAGUUUUGUGGAGGGAAAGAAUGGAAAGACGCUGUCAUACAGUCGGAGGGGCAUCAGGUCACAGUGCAGUUCAUGAGUGGACCACACAACAAUGGCCGUGGCCUCUUCCUCUCCUACACCAAAAGCCAGCACACAGUGCUUGAAGACCUUCUGGGAAGUUCAGCUUACGAGUUUGGAAGUCGUGAUUUCAGCAUGAUGUGCAUUCGAUCUUCUCCUCUCUGUCUGGCCGGUGUUCAUGCGGGUGUGGUCUCCAACACUCUGGGGGGGCAAAUCAGUGUGGUCAGCAGCAAAGGCAUCCCACACUACGAAAGCUCGCUGGCCAACAAUGUGACAUCUGUGCCUGGAAAUCUCUCCCCAAGCCUCUUUACUUUCAAGACUAGUGGUUGCUAUGGCACUUUGGGUUUGGAGUCGGGGGUGGUCAGUGACUCUCAGAUCACAGCCUCCUCAGUGUGGGAAUGGGGCAGUCAUGGAAAGGAGCCCUCUGCCUGGGGCCCCAUGGGGGCUCGCCUCAAAACACCAGGACGUCCGUGGGCAGCAGCCAACAGUGACACAAAAGAAUGGAUUCAAGUGGACUUAAAGAAGGAGAAAAAAAUAACAGGUAUUACCACCACUGGCUCCACCCUCCAAGAAUAUCAGUUUUACGUUUCAGCCUAUGAGGUGUUAUAUAGCCAUGACGGACAGCAAUGGAAACCCCAUCAAGAAGUUGGAUCAGAUAAAAAUAAGAUUUUCCAAGGCAACACCAACUAUCUCCAGGAAGUGCGGAACAACUUUAUUCCUCCAAUUGAAGCGCGCUUCAUCCGAAUAUGUCCCUUGCAGUGGCACCAGAGGAUCACCCUUAAAAUGGAGCUGCUGGGCUGCCAACCUCAUGCAGCGAGGCCAAGAAUCUUCCAUCCAGCCCCUCCUCCCCCUCGCAGAAAAAGCACAGUGCCCCCCCUACAGGAGAGGACAACACACACACCCAACAUCCGAAACACCACCAUGCCUCCGCACUCUCACGAUGAGGUGGCUCUGGUGGCAGUGUUGGUUCCUGUAUUGGUGGUGGUUCUGACAAUGCCUGUGUUGGUCAUGGUGUGCUCGUGGCUGUGGAAGAACAGAAAAAGCCCGGAGGUGACUUAUGACCUUCCACACUGGGAGCGCACAGUGUGGUGGAAGAGUAUGAAACAGUUGCUGCCCUCUAAGUUGGAUGGAGAAGACUGUGUUCGUUACAGUUCCACGGCAAGAGUAGACCCCCGGAGACCCCGGGUGGAGCCUGCAGAAUACGCCCAACCACUUGUCACCAGUACAAUGGCCUCUCUUGGACAAAGGUCAACGUUCAAGCCCGAAGAAGCCGAUGCCCCCGAGUAUGAUGCUCCUAUUUCCCCUGAACAUUACCAUGCUUACGCUGAGCCCCUUCCUGCAUCUGGCACUGAAUAUGCCAUGCCAAUCAUGAUUGACAGAGCUAACCACCUAUCAGGAGGCACUCUACCAUUCAGGGGGCGUGGUUUAGUGGCUCGGACAGACAGCAGCCAAUCAGCAAGCUCAGCCUAUGACACACCCAAGAGCACAUCUGAUCAAGCCACACCCACAGAGGGACAGUUGUACCAAGUGCCACAGAAUACCCACAAUGCACCGUGUCAGAAAAAAGACUGACCAAUCGCAGAAGAGCGGACCCUUUUGGAAGCCCACGGCUGAACACUACCUUUCCCAGAAAUCUGCAGAUCAGAUCAGAAUUUGCCAUCUCAAAUUGUAUGCCGCGCAAGUCCUAUCACUGAAAUAACACACAGGAAUGUCAGGAGAGAGAGAACAGCAGAGAUCUCGUUACACUACUGUGUUUUGUGGGUGUUUUGUGUGUUCAUAUGUCUAAAUGUGUGUAUACGAGUGCAUAAUAUGUGGCUGUGCUCUGCUAUCAAACUGUGAGUCCUUAGAUAUCUGUGCAUUUUUCAGAGAGCGGAGAUGUAUUCGACUCGAUCGCUCGUUGUAAGGCACAUUUUUCCCUUUAGGCAAAGAUAUUUUCAACAAAACCACCCUCACGCAGAAUAACAAAUGAUCGCAUUUCAAAUGAAUAGACAAACACUCUCAUAACACUGUGAUUCACUGUCAUUUUGCACUGUUGUAUUGUAUUCUACUGUUACAUAGGUGCCUUCUUUGUGACAUAGCAACACAGGCCUGUGCUGGUUUCUCUAGUUCUGUUCCAAAACCUGGUGAGUUAGCUUGCUAUCUAUACUGCCUACAUAGACACCUGCCUUAACAAUGCAGCAUACUAACUUAUAGGGGUGCACAUCUGACAUUGGUUUUCUUAGCCAGAGAUAGAAUAUUUUCGAUCUGGUUACCGUUUAAUAGAUUCAGGGGCCUGCGGUUGAUCUAUCAAUUGUACAAUAUUAUGUGCCCGUUUUAAUUUUUUUAAAUUCAACUCACAAAUGCAGCCAAAAUAUAAUAAUUGAACUCUGAAAAUUGCAAAUUCUGUAUCUUCAACAAGAAAUCAAGUCACACAUGAGAUCAUCAGUCAUCUGAUGACAGUUCAUCAUUGACUUGUGCAAUGAUAUAAACCAUGACAACAGUCAAGAAAGUCUUUCAGUCUUCUGUGCAAAUCUAGUGUUCUGAAUUCUAAAUUAGGUACUCAGUUAUAACAAUGUACUUGUACUGGAAACAAACAACAGUCAAACAAGUUUUCUAGUAUAUAUCUUAUAGAUAUAUAAAAAUAUAAUUUUUUUUUUUUGUUGCAUCGAUGCACCGUAUCGUUAGUCACUGACUUAAGGCUUAAAUACAGAACUUUUGUCUUGGUUUUUGCCCCAAUUUACAGUCUGGACAAAUCCGUGCUAGUUGCUGAAAGUCAGAGUCAGUCUGCAGAUUUGAGGUGACUGAUUUCACAUAAAAUCAUAGUGUACGACCACAUACUGCCAGGGAUGCGCAGUUUUUCCUCUGUAACCGAAGUUAGUAAAUGUAUGAUGCCUAGUGUUUAAAAAUCUGUUUAGAUUUGAAAAGUCUUAUAGUCCUAUCCAGCUAGCAUGUUACUAGCUAAUGGUUAGCAUGUUGCUAAGCUAACACCUCAGCACCUGAGCACAAAAAUACAUUUUACACAAAUA
Sinocyclocheilus anshuiensis is the source of this 3607-nucleotide messenger RNA. RefSeq names its product discoidin, CUB and LCCL domain containing 2 (gene dcbld2). Gene Ontology annotation, cellular component: plasma membrane. Lineage: Eukaryota; Metazoa; Chordata; Actinopteri; Cypriniformes; Cyprinidae. Gene Ontology annotation, molecular function: signaling receptor activity. The coding region runs from base 213 to 2174 and encodes 653 amino acids. The transcript has 14 exons. The record is from RefSeq and is a predicted model, not a curated record. Gene Ontology annotation, biological process: wound healing.